AUGGAGAAGGACAUGCGGCGAACGUAUCCAUUAGAGACGGUACAGCGGCCUUCAAGCGGACUGGAGCCUUCGUCAGCCUCGCCGCCAGUCGAGGCGAAGCGAGGCCCGUUGUUUCAACAGAGAGAAACAGCCAGAAAAGAAAGGAGAGUGGACGGCAAUGGAAAGACCCAACCCUGGAAGCGCAUGCAGCAGUGGGAAGAAGAGUGGAAGAGACAAAAAAGCUGGAGAGAAAAGAAGCUCUUGCUCACGGAGAAAAAAGAGAGAAGUGAAGCGGCGAGGCCAGGCGAACGCGCUGAAAGGCUGUGGAGUGCGGCAAGUCUAAAACAAGGAGAAAGAGACAGACAGAGCACACAAAGUGGAGGAGGCGAUGCAACGGCUGUCGAGAGCCACACCCGCGCUCCGUGGGGUGUACGUACACCUCGUCCGGGACUCCUGGAGAACGGACCCCGCGAGAUCCAGGCGCCAGCGGAAAAGAACGAUAAGGACGAAGAACAGACCGACCCGGAAGAAGGGAGAGCUGCGAGGAUCGACAGAGGCGAAAGCGAGACGAAUACGCGGGCGUUAACAGAAAAGCACAAAGAAUCUACGAGAGACGACCGAAAGGAGAGCCAACUUGUGGACGAAGAGCACCAGGUCAUAAACGGGGACGCUGGAGAUGUCGAGACAGAAGAGGCAGAAGAUAAAGAAAACAGUCAGGCAUUUCUGAAUGGUCGGCGCCGAGGCCAGAACGAUACCGAGGACGUGAUAACCUUGUCGCUUUCGUCUGCUGGUUUAGUCGAAGACAAUUCUCAGAAGAAGGAGGAGAGGUGGACGCAUUCGCUGUCGAAGAACACACAUGCCAGUGCCUUUUCGUCGAGUUAUAUUAAGAUGGCCCUUGAGUCUGAGUCAGCGGUGCGCCACCCGCCCGCGAUCGCGGCUUCUCUCCUUGCUCCUUUUCAGUGGACGGAAGUAUUCAGAUCUCACUUGAAACGCGAAGAUCCGCCACCGGACUCGCCAGAUCGACACGGCGAGAUGCCCUUGUCCUCGAACAGAGAAGACACAGAGGUGGCUUCUUCUCAGUGCUCUCAAGGCUCUGGAAGAAGCCUCUGGCCUGCUGCCGGGGCCGCGCGCAUGCGGCUGCCCUCGCUGGUCUUCUCGGAGGCGGGACCUUCGUGGGGAGUACAUACACCGGAGAAGUCGGGCAGGCCGCGGGAGGCGUCACGAACGAGACAUGGUUCUGAAAUCCUGCGGACGGUGCAGAAGAGAGAGAAGAAGGCUGAAGAAGGCAGGCAGCAUUCUUCGCCUUCUAGGAAAGCGAGGCGGGUCAAGAGCAGGGGGAGCAGAGCGCGGAAACGGGAACGACGGUGCUCUGUGUGUUCAACUGGGGUGGCUCGGCAGGACGAAGCCGCCGACCGAUUUAUAGCAGGCUUCGCGAAGAAAGAUUUGAAGAAGGCAGCCGAAAAAGCGCAGCGGCUGGAGCGGCGCCUCGAGGGGCUCCUGCAGUUUGCACAGUGUCUCAUAGAGAAGGCUCCUCAGUUUCUCUGGCCUGGCGUCUUCGAGGAAACUCGAAUCCUCUCGAAUUGCAGCCAGAAGGAAGGGAACCGCGGAGAAGACGCACGCGCAGCAGCUGCUUCUUCUGCUGCUUUUGCGGAUUCGCCUGCGGGAGCUCGGCCACUUGCCUCGAGGAGCGCAAGGGAGGAGAGGACGGCGGGUCGAGACGGCGGCGCCUCAGGAGUGGGAAGCAGGGGAGCGACGAACGGGGAAGAAGAGAAAGGAGAAGGUGCUCAUGGGGUUGCUGAAGGUGAAGAUGACGCCGAAAACAACGGAAGUCUCGAGAGAAAAGGAAAAGACGAAACAAGGCUUCGAAGGAAUGGAAGAAACUCCCGAGACACUCGUGCAGGAGGCCGAGACCUCCUGGGUAGCGGGGUGUACGUACACCCGGGUGGGACUGUGGCAGCGGCAGACCGAGACACAGUGUUUGAAUCACCUCAACAUCGAGCGCUUUCUGCUUCCGCACAGGAGAGGAGAGAGACAUCGAUGCAACACAAAUGCAUGUUUGGAGAAAACGAAGAAGUAUCUGAACCCCAAGAGAUGCCUCAAGGUGUCACACGCCUCACCUGUGGGCUCUCCAGAACCUCAAGGACUCCUCGAAUCGAGGGAGACCCAGUGUCCACAUCCUUGCGGCCGCAAGCCAAAACUCCACAUUCCUCAUCUUUGACGUCUUCGCCUUGUUUGCGCAUACGUCAAGAGACCGAGGACGCGCCAGCCUCGCUGCAUGCGUGGCCAGGUUCCACGCCUGUCCCUCCCAUGGCUGAAAUGGGACGCAAAAGUCUCUUGGCUUUUCAUGGAGAUCCGCCUAUGAGCAGUGCAUGCAGAAACGUCACGGACCAACGGGAAGAGGGGCAAACGGAAACAGAAGCAGACUCGAAUUCACCUUCCUCCUUCCUUUCCUCGUCGUCGUCUCUCCUAUGGGAGGCUGUCGAGCAAUGCGUCGUCUCGCUUGAGGGGAGAGAGCCAGGGCAGUACGAAGGCCUCCUCACAGAGGGGGAGGCAUAUGUGAGAAAAGCGGCUUUCUCUGGAGACAGAGCAGACCAACUGACCCAGUUGCAUGCCUACUCGAGAGGCGAACCACGUGGAGGACAGCCGAGCUACGUCUGUGCAGAAGCAAAAACUUUCUGCGACCGCUCUCCGUCGGGGAGACUGGAGCCCCCACCACUGAGCACAUCGUUGUUCGAAGGGAACAUCGAAGGUCGGGAAAGCAACAAAGAUGCUCGCAGCAGGCCCUGGCGGAGUGAUGGAAAGAGUAAAAACGAACGCCCAAACAAAGGAAAGAGAGAAGAGGCGCUGACGUCGACGUCUGGAAUUCCCGAAGACACGCCAGCACAAGAAAAUCGGAGGAGAUGCACGCGGCAGGCGGCGAGCAUCUCGGGUGUACGUACACCGGAAUUUGGAGGGGCAGAUGGAGCAGAUGCCGCCGUUGGAAAUUCAGGACUUCCCGAGACUCAGCGUCGCGAGAGGUUCGCGGAAAAGGAGUUUGGAAAAGACGAGAAGGCAGGCGCUGCGGAAGCGGGGCAGCCUUCCAUCACUACUCCGCGACUUGGAUUGCCGGGGACGUCUGCAAACGUCUCCGAGAAUAAGACUCAAAGUCGAAGUCUGAUACGUCGCGACGUGGUGUCGGCUCUAGAGUGUGAAUCCCCGAAUUGCAUGUUUAUCCACGAAGUGCCUGCGACAGAAAUCCGAGAGAUCUUCGCGUUCCGACAGAAGCUCACAGCGGCGCUGCUGUCUAGGGAACCUCUGCUGAGGAGACAGCUGAGGGCUACGAGGAAGGACCGGGAUAAAGCCGAGGAGACAGAGAGACGAGGUCGGGAAACGGCCAGAAAAGGGAGCCAUGCCUCUGCGUUUAGCUGCGACAGUCGCGGGGAAGGAUACGACGCAAACAGCGAUGAGGAAUCGAGAGAAAACGAUCUUUUCAGAAUGCAUGGAAGCUGGAGCAUCCGCGAGCAACUUGCAGAAGAGUUGCUACAAGAACUUUUAAAGGAAGGAGCAGUAGACGAAAUUGAUGACCUCGUUUCGCAAAUGGUGAAGAUUCUCUUGAAUGAGGAAGAGAGUCGUGCUCUCGCGCUCCGGUGUUGUUGA
Messenger RNA from Toxoplasma gondii ME49, 3615 nucleotides. RefSeq lists its product as hypothetical. Lineage: Eukaryota; Apicomplexa; Conoidasida; Eucoccidiorida; Sarcocystidae. The record is from RefSeq and is a predicted model, not a curated record. Bases 1 to 3615 code for a protein of 1204 amino acids. The transcript has a single exon.